UCGGGGUGACAUCAAGAUCACGGUCCACUUAGACGGGACGCAUUUGCAAAUCAAAGUGUUUGCAAAUAGGAGAGCGGGGGCCUCGCCUCGCCGCCGCUUUGGCCGCUCGUCAAGUGUCGUGUCGCGACUUGUUGCUGGGACCCGCUUGCGGGCUGACGGCGGGUGCAGUGAGUGCGCCGCGGACUUGGUGUCCCAUGGACGCUGCCAGGACCGCGCUGCUGUUGUGCCUGCUGGAGGUGUGCGCAGGCGUAAACCCCUGCUGUUAUUGGCCCUGCCAGAAUAAAGGAGUGUGCGUUAAUGUUGGCCUGGAAGGUUAUGAAUGUGACUGCACACACACCGGCUAUCAUGGAGUUAACUGCACGAUGCCUUACUUCUGGACCAGCGUUUACACUUUCUUGAAACCAAGCCCUGCUUUCUCGCAUUAUCUGCUGACACAUUAUAAAUGGCUGUGGGAUAUUAUAAAUAAGAUUUCAUUCCUCAGUGACAACUUGAUGCGUCUGGUUUUAACAGUGCGGUCGAACCUGAUCCCCAGCCCUCCAACCUACAACUCCGACUACAAUUACCUGACCUGGGAGGGUUAUGCCAACGUGAGUUACUUCACCCGCUUACUUCCGCCUGUGCCAAAGGACUGCCCGACUCCCGCUGGAACUAAAGGGUACAAGACGCGGCCAAAUGCAACAGAAUUAGCCAAGGAGUUCUUGCUGAGACGCACGUUCAUUCCAGAUCCCCAGCGCACAAACUUGAUGUUUGCUUUCUUCGCUCAACAUUUCACGCAUCAGUUCUUCAGAACCGACUUCGAUCGAGGGCCGGGGUUUACCAAAGCUCUGGGACACGGGGUGGACCUGAGCCAUGUUUACGGAGACUGUCUGGAGCGGCAGCAACACCUGAGGCUUUUCAAGGACGGAAAGCUCAAGUAUCAGGUGGUGAAUGGAGAGAUAUACCCGCCGUCGGUGAAUGACACACCCAUCAAGAUGAAGUAUCUGAGUUCUGUCCCAGUAGACAAGCAGCUUGCCAUUGGCCACGAGUUAUUUGGGCUGGUGCCCGGGCUGAUGAUGUACGCCACACUCUGGCUGCGCGAACACAACCGUGUCUGCAACAUCCUGAAAGAAGAACAUCCGACUUGGAGUGACGAGCAGCUGUUCCAGACCACCAGGCUCAUCCUUAUAGGGGAAACCAUUAAAAUAGUGAUCGAGGACUACGUGCAGCACCUGAGCGGUUACCACUUCAAGAUGAAGUUUAAGCCAGAGCUCCUGUUUAAGGAGCAGUUCCAGUACAGAAACCGGAUUGCCCUGGAGUUUAGCCACCUAUACCACUGGCACCCACUCAUGCCCGACUCCUUCAAGGUUAACAAUCAUGACUACAAGUAUGAAGACUUCCUCUUCAAACCGGAGAUCUUGCUGGACCUUGGAGUCGACACUUUACUGGAAUCGUUCACGGCGCAGAUCGCAGGCCGGAUUGGUGGAGGGCGAAACAUAAAUGGAAAUAUUCUGCACGUGGCCAUCUCAGUCAUCGAGCACGGCAGGCAGCUGAGGCUGCAGCCAUUCAACGAAUACCGCAAGUGGUUCGGUCUGACUCCCUACAAAUCCUUCCAGGAGCUCACAGGUGAAACAGAAAUUGCAGCUCGACUGGAGAAACUGUAUGGACACAUCGACGCCAUGGAAUUAUAUCCUGCAUUGCUCCUGGAGACUCCGUACGAGAAUGGCAUUUUUGGAGAAAGCAUCGUGGAAAUGGGAGCUCCCUUCUCCCUCAAAGGUCUCCUGGGAAACCCAAUCUGUUCUCCCCAUUAUUGGAAGCCAAGUACGUUUGGUGGGCAAACAGGGUUUGACAUUAUUAACACUGCCACACUUCAAAAACUGGUUUGCCUCAAUACCAAGAGGUGCCCAAGCGUGGCUUUCCACACACCCGACAACCUGGGCCACGAGUCCAACGAAGGCAGGGAGAGGCCAAAGACUGAGUUCUAAUCAAUCACGAACACACUGGGGCUGGCCAGAUUUAUUGGCUGCCUUUUACUUUGGUUCCCUGUAAUCCUAGCUUCAACAGGGAUGUUGACCAGGUCAUGAAAUAAUUUUCUUUGGAUCUGGAUUAGGUUUUAACAAGAAUACAAUGCCAUCCUGCAGUUUAUUACAAAAGUAUAAUUGGAAUUCAUUGAGGACAUUUCACCCAGAUUGGCACCAUCCAGUUAGCUGGCUUCUCUCCGAUGCACUCUUUCAAUUGGACACUCCAGACCCUGGUGGUGGGAUAAUCGCAUCCACUCGGCACAAGAACAGUCCAACUUCCAAAUUCACUAGAUCCAUUCUUUUCACAUCUGGCAAAUGCAGAUGUUGGGUUCUCUGAACAUCCAUCCACUCUACCCAGGAACUAAGUGGAUUCAAGAUCCUUAGGUCAACAGUAAAGCUUUCAAAAUCCAAAGAAGAAGAUUUAGACUUUAUUGUGUCCAAAUAAAAACAAGCGCAGUUUCUUUGCUCAUCCAGAGACAAUUGCCCACAAUUUCUGCAUAUCUCCCACCAACAGUGCCUCCAUUGUACACGGUCAAUAAAUUAGUGGUGUUUGUCUCA
Pristis pectinata (smalltooth sawfish) is the source of this 2555-nucleotide messenger RNA. RefSeq names its product prostaglandin G/H synthase 1-like. The transcript has 11 exons. NCBI's taxonomy places the organism in Eukaryota, Metazoa, Chordata, Chondrichthyes, Rhinopristiformes, Pristidae. Gene Ontology annotation, biological process: response to oxidative stress; cyclooxygenase pathway. Gene Ontology annotation, molecular function: heme binding; oxidoreductase activity, acting on single donors with incorporation of molecular oxygen, incorporation of two atoms of oxygen; prostaglandin-endoperoxide synthase activity. The record is from RefSeq and is a predicted model, not a curated record. Bases 195 to 1961 code for a protein of 588 amino acids. Gene Ontology annotation, cellular component: cytoplasm; neuron projection.